Messenger RNA from Aureobasidium vineae, 1218 nucleotides. The record is from the annotation of a GenBank genome assembly. Lineage: Eukaryota; Fungi; Ascomycota; Dothideomycetes; Dothideales; Saccotheciaceae.
AUGGCGGCCGUCCAGGACCAAGCGGCCAUCGACUUUGCCAGCUCGCUCACCCAAGCCGAAAUUCCUACUAAGCUGCGAUGUACCACCUGCAGCAAGCUCGCCACCAAUGCCUUCAAGCUCCAAUGCUGUGACUCGUCCAUCUGCCAGGACUGCCAGGCUACUCUUCCUGACGCUUGCCCAGUAUGCAGUCACUCUCCUCUGGAUCCCGACAUGUGCAAGCCCAACAAGUCGCUGCGCAUGACCGUUCGUGCUUUCAUCAAGGCCGAGGAAAAGAAGAAGAUUGCCGCCGCUGAGGCUGCUGCAGCCGCACAAGCUGAACAAGAGGAGAUCGCCGCCCAGGAACCGGAACAAUCCACAGAACAGCCACAAGCAGACUCCAGCAUCCAGGCUGAGCCAGCCGCCGAACAGCCGCAAGAAGAAGAUGUAGCCUCUGCAGACGAGACUGAAGGUGCUCUUGCGCCAGAGGCUACUGACCCUCUGCCCAGGUCGAGGAGUGAAGACCAACAACAAGACCAGAAUGGACAGGACGCCACUCAGCAAAACUUCCAAAACAUGGACUGGAACGCUGCCAAUGGAUUCAACCCUAUGAUGAACAUGGCCAAUGGAUUCAACCCCAUGAUGGGCAUGAUGGGCAUGCCUGGAAUGAACCCCAUGUCCAUGUUCGGCGGUUUCGGUGCCGGCGGUAUGGGCAUGCAAGACAUGAGUGGUAUGAACAUGGGAAUGGGCUUUGGAGGCGGUUUUGGUGGCAAUUGGAAUGGACAGCAGGGAAUGGGCGGAAACUUUGGCGCUGGCUAUUAUCCCAACGCUGGAUAUAAUCAACCGCAAAUGCACCAAGGAGGCUAUGCCAAUCAACAGUUCCCCAAUCAUAAUAACUACCAGAACCAGAACCGCUUCCAACAGCGUGGUGGCUUUGCUGGCCGUGGGAGAGGCGGUGCUGCGUUUGCUGGUGGGAAUCAAGGCCCAUCUAACCCUGAGGCUCAGCAAGACGACGCUGCUUAUCCUCAAGAUGCCGAACGAGGCGACCGUCGCCCCUCGCAAGCUGGCACUGAAUCGGCUGAAGCUGGUGCUGAAAGACGCAACUCCCAAUCUGUAGCUUCUGUUCCCCAGAUGCCUGGAGAUGAUACUCCUGCCCUAGAGCAACAGCCAGACACUAUCAAUGAGGACACUAACGAACAGACCCUACAAGGUGAAGAGCAAACNAGAAGGUCAAGGUCUUGA